Penicillium waksmanii is the source of this 945-nucleotide messenger RNA. RefSeq lists its product as uncharacterized. The coding region runs from base 1 to 945 and encodes 314 amino acids. The record is from RefSeq and is a predicted model, not a curated record. The transcript has 2 exons. Lineage: Eukaryota; Fungi; Ascomycota; Eurotiomycetes; Eurotiales; Aspergillaceae.
AUGGCAAACAAGCUUGGCAUAUUCCCGGCCUCUGGCGGCCUUGGAGGUAGUACCCUUAGGCACCUCCUCCGGCAAGUCCCGGCCAAUGAAGUGGUGCUCGUCGCUCGCAGCCCAGAGAGACUCAGCAAUGAGGAAGCUGCUGGGGCUAUUAUUCGCAAGGCCGAUUACGACAUUGUCCAGACGCUCGAACACUCGUUUGACGAAAUUUCGUCUUUGAACUUGAUCUCCUAUGCUAGCAUUCAACACGAGCAUCGAUUCAAUGCACAUAAAUCCGCAAUUGAUGCGGCUCGAAAGAGUGGUGUUAAGCAUAUCUUUUAUUCGUCUCUUGCGUUUGCUGGUGAUGGAAAUCCUGAUACUAAGGCCCAAGUCAUGCUUGCCCACCUUGCGACGGAGAAAUAUUUGGCCCAGCUACAUGACCAGAACCCACAGUUUACGUACACUGUCAUUCGCGAAGGGUUGUACUCAGAGUCUUUCCCACUAUAUACUGCCUUCUUCGAUCUGAAAGCUCCGUCCAACGAAAUUUGUAUCCCCCACGACGGCUCGGGCCCCGGCAUUGCUUGGGCUAAGCAAGAUGAGUUGGGGGAAGCAACCGCAAAUCUUAUUGCACAACACGCCCAAGACCCCGCUGCUUUUCCUUAUUUAAACAAAAUCGUCCUUCUAUCUGGCCCUCGUGCUUUGUCUCUCAAUGAAACGGCGGAGGUAUUCAGCCGCGUGCUGAAUAAGACAAUUAAGGUCCGCCAGGUAUCCGUGGACGAAUACGUCAAACAGCCACAGGUCCAGUCUGGUCUCACAUAUGGUGGUGGAAACUGGGCGCCUCUCUGGGCGACUGCUUUUGAUGGGAUCCGCGAUGGGGAGUGUGCAGUAGUUACCCCACAUCUGGCUCAAAUACUUGGCCGCGAACCCGAGCAGUUUGAAACAACUAUCAAGAAUAUGGUUUUGACCUAA